AUAUUUAAUAAAGCCAUAAUUGUUCUAAUCUGUCUUUCUGUGAUGUUUUUCCCAGAUGCAUGUGAUCUCACACUGGAUCCGAACACAGCACACACUCGUCUCUCUCUGUCUGAAGGGAACAAGAAAACAAAGUGUGAGAGAGAGAAUCAGCCGCAUCCUGAUCAUCCAGAGAGGUUUGAGAACUGUGAGCAGGUUUUGUGUAGAGAGAGUCUGACUGGACGCUGUUACUGGGAGGUUGAAUGGAGCGGAUGGGGUCAUGUAGCUGUGGCAUACAAAGGAAUCAACAGGAAAGGUGGGAGCAAAUGUCGGUUUGGACUCAAUGAAAAGUCCUGGAAUAUUUACUGUUGUGAUACAAUUUACUCUGUCUGGCACAAUAAUAAGAGCACAAACGUUCCUCGCCCUUCACCAUCUAAUAGAGUAGGAGUGUAUCUGGACUGGCCGGCCGGCUCUCUGUCCUUCUACAGUGUCUCUGACACACACACACUCACACACUUACACACAUUCAACACCACAUUCACUGAACCCCUCUACGCUGGAUUUCUGGUUUAUCGUGAUUCUUCAGUGUUUCUCUGUCCGAUGUAACAACCUCUUGUGAGGAACCACAAAAUUAAUUGCUAGGAGUGUCUAUUACAUUUCAUAAAAAUUCUUUUUUUCAUUUAAAAAAAACUGUAAUUGUGACUAUUUAAUUAUGAAAUAAGUAGUUGGCUAGUUACAUUAUAACAUAUAGUCACAUUGUAAGAUAACUUGUAUUGUGAGGUAUACAUCUUAUUAUUCAGUGUGGAAGUAAGCCGUUUUCUGUGACUGUGCGAGACUUCUGCUUCAUUAGCCGCUGAAGGGAAAUAACAAGAAGAAUAACAAACUGCAGUAAACUGUAAAACUGUUUGCACUACAAACCAGUGUGUUCAUAAUUAAGACAUGGCAUUAAAAUAAUAUGGCAAGAAACACCAGUUUGCAAAACCAAGACGCAAAACCAGCUGUUUUGUAGAGCUAAAAAUAGCUGAAAGCGAACCACACCGGAAGCCAGACGCAUUAAAUGUACAAAUGGCAGCGCCGCUCUUACGGGAAAAAUAAGGUGGAUAAAGCCAGAUUGUGAGGUCAUAUUCCACAGACUCAUGAGUCCAUAUAAGGUAAUUGAGCUAUUUUGUAUUUUAGAUAUUUAUUUUAAUACAUAAGUUUUUUUAUUUUUUUAGUUUUUUAGUAAAAGCAUGACAUGACUUUUCAAAGCAUUUGAAUCUUCAUAUUUGAAUCCUGUUUGUCAUGUGGAUUUUUUUCACCUUUUAAUUAUAAGCUAUCAUCUUCUGUGUGUGAGAUUCAGUAGAGACUUCAGUGAGUCAAUGUGAUGGUCUGUAGAAACAUUCUGAGCUCUGCUGGACUCUUUAAUUAAUGCAUUAAUUUAGUGUGAUCUUAUAAAAGCUACUGUAGAUGUUGUCACUGUUUCAUAGGAUCCACAGACUCAGCUUCAUCCUGCUGGAUUGUCAGGAACUGUUAGAUCAGUGUGUUUUAUGCCUGUACACUAUAUGUGCACUAUUGCAUAUAAUUAAUCAUCACUUACUGAUUAACAUUACCAUAAUUAAAUAAGAUAAUCUUCUAUAACACUGAAAAUUUGUGUAUGUGAUUCUUUUUUUUCUUUUAUACCCAUAACAUAGUGACAUGCUUAAUAUAGUGAAGAUCUGCUGUAUGCCACUGGUCUAUGAUUGUGUAUAUGUAUUGCAUCUGUAAUAUUUAUGUCCCUGUAAAUUAUUUAUUUUAAGUGGAUUUAACGUAAGUACUGCCAUUCACUUUCUACAUGUUUAAAUGGCCGGUCCUUCAUCAUUUAUGUUAACCCUUUCCUCUCUGGUGUAUUGAUUUAAAAAACAAGCUCAGAACAUGGAUCUUGAGUGUUUUAGCUGUCAAAUGAUAUA
This is a messenger RNA of Sinocyclocheilus rhinocerous, 1901 nucleotides long. Its product is annotated as stonustoxin subunit beta-like. Lineage: Eukaryota; Metazoa; Chordata; Actinopteri; Cypriniformes; Cyprinidae. Bases 43 to 582 code for a protein of 179 amino acids. The transcript has a single exon. The record is from RefSeq and is a predicted model, not a curated record. Gene Ontology annotation, molecular function: protein binding.